Molecule: messenger RNA, 2113 nt
Organism: Mustela erminea (ermine)
Lineage: Eukaryota; Metazoa; Chordata; Mammalia; Carnivora; Mustelidae
Gene: FEZ2
Product: fasciculation and elongation protein zeta 2
Exons: 9
Coding region: 46-1176 (376 amino acids)
Cellular component (GO): cytoplasm; axon
Source: RefSeq, a predicted model, not a curated record
GGCCCUGGCAGGGCGGGGCGGGGCGCGCCACUGCGCCGGGCGGCGAUGGCGGCGGACGGGGACUGGCAGGAUUUCUAUGAGUUCCAGGAACCGGCCCGGAGCCUCCAGGACCAGGAGAACUGUAACGCGAGCCCCGAGGCCGGCGCAGGGCCGGGCGGGGGAGGCGACGGCUUCCCGGCGCUGGCCUGCAGCUUGGAGGAGAAGCUGAGUCUGUGUUUCCGCCCCUCGGGUCCGGGCGCCGAGCCCCCGAGGGCGGCCGUGCGGCCCAUCACCGAGUGCAGCCUCCUGCAGGGGGACGAGAUUUGGAAUGCCCUGACAGAUAAUUAUGGAAACGUAAUGCCGGUAGACUGGAAGUCCUCCCAUACCAGGACCCUGCAUUUGCUUACACUGAACCUCUCAGAAAAAGGGAUAAGUGACAGUUUGCUCUUUGAUGCAUCAGACGACGAGGAGCUGAGGGAACAGCUGGAUAUGCAUUCGAUCAUCGUCUCCUGCGUUAAUGAAGAGCCGCUCUUCACUGCAGAGCAGGUUAUUGAAGAAAUUGAAGAAAUGAUGCAGGAAUCUCCGGACCCAGAAGAUGAUGAAACGCCCACCCAGUCAGAUCGGCUGUCCAUGCUGUCCCAGGAAAUCCAGACUCUUCAGAGAUCCAGCACAAGCAGUUACGAAGAGAGAGUAAAGAGGCUCUCAGUAUCUGAAUUAAAUGAACUACUGGAAGAAAUUGAGACGGCCAUCAAGGAAUUCUCCGAAGAGCUGGUGCAGCAGUUGGCCCUGCGAGACGAACUGGAGUUUGAAAAGGAAGUGAAGAACAGCUUUAUUUCCGCUCUCAUUGAAGUGCAGAACAAACAGAAGGAGCACAAAGAAACAGCCAAGAAGAAAAAGAAACUCAAGAAUGGCGGCUCCCAGAAUGGGAAGAAUGAGAGAAGUCACAUGCCCGGCACACGCUUCAGCGUGGAAGGGAUCUCCACUGUCAUUCAGAAUGGCCUCCGCCACACCUUUGGGAAUUCAGGUGGAGAGAAACAGUACUUGACAACAGUCAUUCCUUAUGAGAAAAAAAAUGGACCACCAUCUGUUGAAGAUCUUCAGAUAUUAACAAAAAUUCUUCAUGCCAUGAAAGAGGACAGUGAAAAGGUUCCAAGCUUGUUAACUGAUUAUAUACUGAAAGUUCUCUGCCCUACAUAGGGCAGCUUUGCGUCAGGAGCGGCUUUCUUUCGUGGGCUACAAGCGACGUCUCGUGUAGCGUUCUGAAAGCUGGCUACCACUCCCUUCCUGCCAUUGGAAACUCAGCACACUCGAACUUGGGUUUGUGAUUCAGUAUUACUAGAUCACGCUUUCACUAAUUCUUUAUAUUAUGACCCAUGAGCAGUACGGCACUGUUCUCAAUUCUAGAGGUGUUUUUGUGUUAAAUACUAACAGUUACGAGCUCUUCUCUCCUCUAAUUUGUAGAGGAAGGGGGAGUCCUUUUGUGCAUGCGCAGUUGUAUUUUUUCUGAAUUGACAGUACGACCAGUUGAGUGUUUGACUUUCUAGAUCUGAGCUGCACUAAAGAACUAGAUUAAAGCACUGAGUGAUUUAUGUUGUAGCUGUUCUUCGAUGGUGGCAAGAACCGACACUGAUCUUUAUAAGGGGACUGUCAGGAUAAAUAUUACCUACCAGUAUUGUCCAGGGAGACGGACGCUGACCUGUGGGCUGUUGUUGGAAGAAGCCGAAGUGGAACGUGCGCUCGGUGGCCGCAGAGGGCCCGGGGGUGGGGGGUGGAGGGGCGGAGAGGGCUGACAGGGCGGACGCUGGAGGUUGCUACCGGUUUCUCCACUGUUCACGCGUUAACCAUGAAGUUGCCAUUCACUUUCAGAACUUUGUAUUGUUGAACUCUGUAUGUUUUUAUGUUUUGCUUCCCAUGUCUGCGAAGAAGUGUCCUUUACAGGGAGUCUGUGUUCCUUGAGGUGCUUUCAUGUCUGCGCAGCCCCCCCCCCCAGCUCUGUGUCCUUCGUGCCCAAGUGUCCUCCCCACGUGCUACCCUGGGAAGCAGCUACUCAUCCGCCUGGCUCUGGUCCUGAGACACUUCUCUGCCAGUUCCAGUCAAGUCAUUGCCAUUUAAUAAAUGUUGGAAAAAAGGGUAA